Heterobilharzia americana is the source of this 1335-nucleotide messenger RNA. The record is from the annotation of a GenBank genome assembly. NCBI's taxonomy places the organism in Eukaryota, Metazoa, Platyhelminthes, Trematoda, Strigeidida, Schistosomatidae.
CGUGAAAUUUGAAUGUUGUACUUGGACAGUAAAUUUUAAAGUCUCGUCAAGGAAAUUAGGAUGGGAGGUUUAGAAGAAAUAAGAGAAUUUUUGUUUUUAGAGCAACUCUAAUCUAAUUCAGGUCAUUAACCGAAAGGCUCUAACCAAGCCCUAAGAACUAGACGUGAGAGAUCAAAAACUAUCAGUUUUCGAAGCUCACACGAACAAUAUUGGAUAUUGGAUGUCAAGGGCAACUUCGCCCAAAAUAUGUUCUUCAAGGUACUUAAUAAUGGUGGGUGCUGUUGCAAACAAGUGGUCCUUAGAUUUGGACACAAAUCUGAGUUUUCUAGUCAAAAAUUGAUAUUCGAUCAGUUCGUCAAACGAAAACAACGUGCUCGUUCAGCACUCAUUGAAAACCCACAUAUAUAUGACUAUAUACGUGAGGAUGUUGCUAGUCGACUGGCUGAUCGCUUAAGUGAUAUAUCAAGAAAAUUUGACGUCGGUUUGGAUUUUGGUUGCGGUAGGGGUCAUUUGUCUCAAUUCAUCACAUCUGAAUCUGUUGGUUUUCUUUACCAACUGGACAGUUCGUCCGAAAUCCUGGAACAGACUAUACCAUCUCCAGAUGUUCCCACACAUAACGUUCACUGUCCUGAAUCUAUUUUACCUUUUCGACCAAACACUGUAGAUUUGGUUCUGAGCUGUAUGAGUCUUCACUGGAUCAAUGAUCUACCUGGUGUACUAAAACAAAUAUUAACAUGUCUACGGAAUGAUGGAUGCUUUUUAGGUGUUAUGCCGGCAAUUGAUACGCUGUAUGAACUGCGUGUGUCUUUACAGCUGGCUGAAUUAGAAAGGCUUGGUGGUAUUUCAUCGCAUAUUAGUCCGUUUGUUGACAGUGUUGAUAUGGCGGAUUUAUUACAAUGUGCUGGAUUUAAUUUAAUCACAUUGGAUGUAGAUGAAAGUGUAAUUCAUUAUCCCAAUAUGUUUACACUUAUGGAUGAUUUGAGAUGUAUGGGUGAAUCAAAUGCUGUUGUACAUAGACCUCUUCACCUCAAUCGAGAUGUCCUGCUCGCCGCCUCAGCAAUUUAUGAUGAGAAAUUUAGUGUAACUCGUACAGGGGGAGAAAAAAAUGAACGUUGUAUUCCAGCUACUUACAGGCUGUUAUUCUUUAUUGGAUGGAAAUCUGACCCUUCUCAGAGUAAACCUCUUCCUCGCGGAAGUGCACAGUAUUCCUUGAAAGAUCUGCACAGAAUCGAUGAACUUGUUAAAUCACAUUUGAAACAGUAAACUCAUUUGUGAACUUCAUUAUAUAAUACGGUACAUUUGUAAAUAAAUUUUUACACAGAUUUAUGUCUUGUC